UAGUGCCUUCAAAUUAAAAGUCUACCAGCUGUCUGCCUGAGUGCAAUGUUUGGUAGUUUCUGUUGAUGAGUAAAGUCCGAUUUAUAACACGGAGGCUAAAGUUUAAAGUAUAAUACAAAAUGGAUCGAAUCGUAGACCUGAUUGUCAAUUCAACUUCAAACAAAAAAGCUUUGCUUUACACUGCAGGUGUGGGACUGGGUGCAAUAGGUCUCGGACUUGCUCUAAAAUAUGUUUUAAAGAAAAGGCAGAAAACACUUACUCGCGUUGGCGUUGUGUCUCAUCUUUUGAUCUAUCCCAUUAAGCCCUGCAAAGGGGUUAGUGCGGUUAAAGCUGAGUGCCUGGAAAUGGGCCUGAAAUACGGUGAACUUAAAGAUAGGAAUUGGUUGGUGAUUACAGAAGAUGGUCACCAGGUGACAGGCCGGCAGGAACCUCGGCUAGUGUUGAUAUCGGCUACCUGUGACAGCGGACAUUUGUGUCUGAAUGCCCCAGACAUGGAGGAGCUGAAAAUUCCCCUGAAGCAGGAUAAAAAGACUACGGUAUUUAACUGCAGAGUGUGGGGCUCUGAUAUUCAAGGCAGAGAUUGUGGAGAGGUGGUGUCUGCCUGGAUUUCCCGCUACCUGGCCAGCGGGAAGACAUUUCGCCUGGUGCAGUUUGAGCCUGGGAUGAAGCCGAGAAGGCCCUGUGAAACAGAGGAGCUCUUCAGACCCCAUGAUAAGGUUGUGUAUCCAGACCUCAGCCCUAUCAUGUUGCUGUCAGAGAGCUCUGUAGAGGACCUGAACACCAGGCUUGAGCGGAAGGUUGGAAUUGCAAACUUCAGGCCUAGUAUUGUCGUCUCUGGAUGUGAACCCUACGCAGAGGACUCUUGGAAAGAAAUACAGAUUGGUAGUGUGAGUCUUUAUCGAGUGAUGGCCUGUGGGAGGUGCAUGUUCGUAACUGUAGAUCCUGAAACAGGCGCCUUUGAUCGAAAGGAACCUCUGGAAACCCUCAAAAGCUAUCGUCAGUGUGAUCCAUCCGAGAAGAGCAUUUAUAAAACAUCCCCACUGUUUGGACAGUGUUACAGCGUUGACAAAACUGGAAUCCUUCAAGUUGGAGACCCUGUGUACAAGAUAACUUACUGAAUGAGUGAUGCUGGUCAUUAGCUUCAUUUAAUUGCUUUUUCAGAAGCAACAAAUCAGUUUGUGAAUGUCUGCUGCUGCUUUCCCUCUUGAUUUUCUUCACUGUUUACUUGCUUCUGAUCUCUAUAUUUAUAUUACCAAGUUUUCACAUAAAGAUGUGAUGUCAACAAAGGAGAAAAGACCAGUGAUUUAGAGGAUACCCUACAUUUUUGCUACUUUAAAAUUUGGUCUAGGUUUAGAACCCGUUGAAUGAGCUGAACUAUCUGUUUCAGUAGUAACAAGGUUUGCCAUCAAGCUCAUAAUCCCACAGAUACUUUGAAAUAGGAUCAGUUUUUACAGCUGCCUCUAAACAGAACAGAAUUAAUGCUUUAGUGUUAAACUUUUCCUCAUUUGAUACUGUUUAUUAUAUCAAAGCAGUAUUACAAUACAGUUCUUUUUAUUUACUUUUUACUUAACUGGAGUUAUUUUACUGUUUGUCUUAAAAUAACAUUUAUAAUUCACAGUAUAUGUAUCCUUGUCAAACAACACAAAUUCACACAUUUUGGUCAAUCUAAUGGAUCCUGAUAACUAUUCGUAAAGGGGGAAUAAUCCAAAUGUUCAGUAAACUUGUAAUUUGAAACUUUUUAAAUCCUUGGUUUAAAAGGCAGGGGUUUAAAAAUAUUUCCCAGUAUGUAUUUUCUGCUAUCACUGAUUAUAUUAAAUUGCACCAAGCAACAAUA
Molecule: messenger RNA, 1834 nt
Organism: Lepisosteus oculatus (spotted gar)
Lineage: Eukaryota; Metazoa; Chordata; Actinopteri; Semionotiformes; Lepisosteidae
Gene: marc1
Product: mitochondrial amidoxime reducing component 1
Biological process (GO): nitrate metabolic process
Cellular component (GO): mitochondrial inner membrane
Molecular function (GO): molybdopterin cofactor binding; nitrate reductase activity; molybdenum ion binding
Source: RefSeq, a predicted model, not a curated record